Messenger RNA from Macroventuria anomochaeta, 2419 nucleotides. RefSeq names its product protein translocation protein SEC63. Gene Ontology annotation, cellular component: Sec62/Sec63 complex. NCBI's taxonomy places the organism in Eukaryota, Fungi, Ascomycota, Dothideomycetes, Pleosporales, Didymellaceae. The record is from RefSeq and is a predicted model, not a curated record. Bases 273 to 2333 code for a protein of 686 amino acids. Gene Ontology annotation, molecular function: transmembrane protein transporter activity; RNA binding. The transcript is spliced from 5 exons. Gene Ontology annotation, biological process: post-translational protein targeting to endoplasmic reticulum membrane; SRP-dependent cotranslational protein targeting to membrane.
CAAUGGUCGAGUGAAAGUUCAUGUGACGUAUGCAAGGGGGAAUCCACGCCAAGAAUGCGGGUGUGGCUCAUGCUGUGGCGCUAUGAAUGAACACGGUGGUCGCAACCCUACGUUUAUUGUCCAGCACCUUUUGAGACAGCGCCCCUUCUUGCCCUGCCAUGCACCGAUUCUGAGACAGCUUUCCUCUCUACGACACAUGCGCCUGGCCUGCGACCACAUACCUUUUCUUUUACCGUCGUUCUCUUUACCCUCCCCCGUGAGACGCAUCCAAAAUGUCGUCCGGGACAGACUACAACUACGAUGAGCAGGGCCAAUUCUUCCCCUACUUCAUCCUCACAGUCACGACACUGGUCACUGUUCCUGUUACAAUCUCUUUCUUCAGACCGAGCAAAGAACUCGAGAACACUGGAACAACAAUAGAAUCCAACUUCACACCCGAACAUGCCGACCUCAUCCAGGGACAGCGCAAGAAGCAGAAGCGGGCGGAGAGGAGGACGAAGCGGGGAGUCCUCAUGCUUGGCGGAUGGUCGCUGAAUGCGCUCAUGAUGUACCUUAUCUAUGUCACAGCGCGGACAGUCACCAAGAUCUGGGAUCCCUAUGAGGUUCUUGGUAUUUCCAGGAAUGCAGACGAGAAGACGAUCAAGAAGCAUUACCGAAAGCUAUCGAUCACGCUGCACCCUGACAAAGCCCGCGAGGACCCGUCAAAGAACAUCACGAUACAGUCGAUCAAUGACCACUGGGUCGAUGUCACCAAAGCGUACAAGGCUCUCACAGACGAAGAAAUCCGCAACAACUACAUCCAGUAUGGCCAUCCCGAUGGCAAGCAGAGCUUCAGCAUUGGUAUCGCUCUUCCCCAGUGGCUGGUAACAGAAGGUUCAGGGAAAUACGUCUUGCUCGUCUACGCAGUACUGCUCGGUGUCAUCCUCCCAUAUAUGGUCGGAAAGUGGUGGUACGGAACACAGAAGCUGACCAAGGAGAAGGUACUCGUUGCGAGUGCCGGCAAGAUCUUCCGUGAAUACGAUAACGAACAGGGCGAGACUGGUGUUAUUGGAGCUUUGAGCACAGGAAAAGAGUUCGACGAGGUCUUCACUGGUCACAAGGCAGAAAACGGUCUUUCCAAGCUGGAGCAGAAGGUUCUUGGGGGUUCGGACUCGGUCGUUGCAGAGGUACUCACCAAGAAGGACCGACAGAAGUUGGACGACCUGGAGGACAGCCGGAGACGCAAGGUUCUGACACUCCUUUGGGCAUACCUCGGCCGCGUCGAGCUUGAGGAUGAGACCUUGAACGACGAGAAGUUCGAGGUCGCUCCCAUCGCUAUCCGUCUGAAUGAAGCCUACACAUCGAUCGCGCUCGCCUACGGCAGCACUAAGGCUGUCCUUUCCGCAUACCACACAUCGCAGAACCUGAUCCAGGCUCUGAGGCCCGGCGCUUCUCCCCUGGAACAGCUACCGCACUUCACACCCGCCAUCGCAAGCGCAGCCGAGGCCGAGAACGCGAAGACACACCUUUCUAUCCAGGAGUUCAUGAAGGUACCCGAGGGACAGCGCAGAGCGCGCAUCGGUGGCCUUUUGUCACAGGAGCAGUACAGUACAGCCAUGUCAGUUGCGUCGCGGAUACCCGUCUUCACUGUCGAGAAGGCUUUCUUCAAGGUUGUUGGAGAGCGCUUCGUCACACCAAGCAGCUUAGUUCAGUUCGUUCUCAAGGGUCGCUUUAUCCCAUCUAGCGCCUCCGAUGUUCCUGAGGUCAAUCCCAAGGACCUGCUCGACAUCGACCCCGAGGAGGGCGACGUCGCCGCAAUCACAGGCCGCAAGAACGACCGCUCUGGCGAGAAGCCAAUCCAGCCUCCUCUCGCACACGCACCAUACUACGCCCGCGACCACGCACCGAGAUACCACAUCUUCCUUGCCGACAGCAAGCAAGGCCGCAUCGCAGUUCCACCUUUUACAUUCUCUACAUUUGACAAGCCCAUUCUAGACGAAAGCGGUAACCCGACCUACAACGUACAAACCUUGAAGAUGCAGUUCGGUGCGCCGCCUCAGGCUGGCAGCUACACCUUCGUCAUGCACAUGAUCUGCGACAGCUACCUUGGUAUGGAUACAAAGAUGGAGGUCACGCUUGUUGUUGAGGACGCGAGCAAGGCCGAGGAGGUUGAGGAGGAGGGUGAGAUCAGCGAGCCUGAUGAGGACACUAUCGCUGGGCAGAUGCGCGCCCUCAAGGGCGGAGAGGCACCCAAGAAGAAGAGAACCGAUGACGAGUCCAGUGGCUCUGAUACAGAAGGCGACGUUGAGAGCGAGAGCGAGACGGAUACUGACACGGAUUCGGACGAGGAGUAGAGUCCGAGAAGGAGUCGUCAAGGCUGGUUGCUAAGGAAUGGCGCGAGGGACAGACGUUCCAGAAGACGUCGGUUCAGAAGGGGAUG